CUAAAUAUUUGAUAGUGUACCGAAAGGACGCCAGGAAAACCAUGAAACUCAAAUGUGGACAUCUUUUCGACAACUAACACGUUGUUUUUAAUGCACCGCCGGGAUGUUAGGAGUGGUUCACACCCGCCCCGACAUCAACUCAUACACGGAAAAUCUUAUCGGGACGCUGCUAGCGAUAUUUGGAAAUGUGCUCGUCAGCAUCUCUUUAAGUAUUCAGAAGUACAGCCAUGUGUCGCUGGCAGGAACCAAAGACCCGCGGGCCUUCUACUGGGCUAAAACAUGGUGGUGCGGUUUUGUGCUGACCUGUCUCGGAGAAGCAGCCAACUUUGUCUCCUACGCUUUCGCGCCCCUCUCCCUCAUAGCGCCUCUCAACGCCGUGUCUGUAUUAACAAGCUCAAUUUUGGGUCUUAUUUUCCUGCGUGAGAAAUCUAAGCCAAGAGAGUUUGCAAAGCGGUAUGGGCUUUCCUUCCUGGGCUGUCUCUUAACCAUAGGAGGAACCUACCUCUUUGUGACAUUUGGACCAAACGCUCAUGAAAAGCUCGAUGGGGAGAACAUUGUAAAACACACUGUAGGAUGGCCCGUCCUUUUGUAUCUGGUACUAGGAAUCAUCACAUUCUGCCUGCUGUUGUACUUUUAUAAACAACGCAGCGCUAACUACCUCAUUGUUAUUCUGUUGCUGGGUGCUCUGCUGGGCUCUGUCACAGUCAUCACAGUGAAGGCAGUGUCAGGCAUGCUUGUCCUCACUAUCGAGGGUACCAUGCAGCUCAACUACCCAAUAUUCUAUGCCAUGUUUGUUUGCAUGGUGGCAACGGUGGUUUUCCAAGCCAAAUUUCUCUCCCAAGCGUGUAAGCUGUACAACCCCUCUUUGGUUGCCUGUGUCAACUACAUCCUUUCCACCUUCUUUGCAGUUAUUGCAGGUGCUAUAUUUUACCAAGAGUUCAACCAUGAAGACGUUCUUCAUAUCUGCAUGUUCCUGCUCGGAUGUGCAGCCUGUUUCCUUGGGGUGUUCCUCAUCACAAAGAACAGGAAAAAGACAAAGAGCUUUGAGCCCUAUGUCACCAUGGAUAUGGCACAAGGUAUUCCCACCAUUCAUGAUAAGGGCCUGGUGGUUCAGCCAGACUACAAUGGCUCCUUCUCCUAUGGUGCGCUGGUCAACAAUGAUGGGGUGGCCUCAGUUUCUGUACCAGUGAAGCAGGAACAGCUGUCAAUCACGGUCAUGUCAAAUACUGCCCCUCAUGGGUCAGCUGAUCUGAAGAAGGAUUAGGACUUGACCACUUGAUGAUGAACAACACUUGAAGAACUGGAAAGGCCAAGGUGGAGAGUUAAAAUUCUGUCAUAUAAACACCAAUGUUUUGCAGACUUAACAAUAGGGGAAAUGUUGUGACCUUCAUGUCUUAAAACACAUCUAAAACGUGGACCAUUAGUGUGUGCCCACUGGAUCAGCGCUACUUUUUUAAAUGCUCUUACUCCAUCUGCCCACGCACUUGUUUUUAUCUUGACCAAAUCUUGAUUGUCAAAGCAUGCCUUAUAUGAGAUGCUUGCUGUCGGCCUACUGUUCAUUCCAAAACAGCACAGAAGAAGUCUUGAGACUACUGGAUGCUAUAUCUGAAUGGGUCACCUACAUCUGCACAGCCUCAUACAUAAAUGUAAUGACACACAUUGUGAUGUGCCUUGAAAGUAUACUGCCUUCUCUCUGUGUUAGCUUUAAGGUAUAAGGACUGUUUCCCAUGACACUCCCGUUAUUUUAUUUUGUUUCUUGCUUUAAUGGGAAAUACAACAGUGUCGGACUUAAUUAGUAAAGGGUAAUGCCGUGCCAGGGUUCAGUCCCAGCCCUUUACUGGAAAUGAGUUCUUAAUGAAGCUGCAAAAAGACUCUCAGAUGACUUGCCAAUGAAUUGAACGACUUUUCCCUUUACAUCACUUUCCAAUGUUUGCCUCUGAUUCACUCUCAAUGCUCUGCUCAUUGUUCAUAGAACUGUACUACUGAUUCCUCUGAUGUUAAUUUAUUUGGGUUUAUUUUAUUUAUUGAUUCUUAAGUUAGCUUUAAUAUGCCUUGAAAUGUUGUGUGACACUGGAUGAUAACAACUCGUGACCGAGUUGUUGAGUAAUGCAAUUAUGUUGUGGAACUCCGAUAAAUUCAUCGUGGAGAAACAACUGUAAACUGUCUGUGUCUCAAAAAACAAUCAGAUUACAGAUCCUGUUGGAAAAACAAAACGGGAUGGCAGAAGACAUUUGUAUAGUGAACAUUUUAAUGCUAUUCAAACUGCAGUCAGUUAAUUGGAAUAGAUCGUCUUUUAGACAUUAUUUUCUGGAGAAAAAAUAAUUAAGAAGUUAUAGCAUGUUAUACGACCUUGCUUAAUUUGAGUUAUAGCAUGGCUUACAUUACUCAGGUGUCAUUUAUAGGGUAGUGUCGGUAUUGAGUGUUACCCUCCAUACCUUAUCACUAGUUAAGAGUAAGAGCAGAGUAACCUUAAAAUACACAAUUUGAUCGAUUGUGAGUAUUGCCUAUACUGGCUGAAAAUAAUGUAAUCUUGUAUAAUAUUUCUCUAUUUAUUGAAAAAGCUCAUUCCAAGAAAUGCUCAACGCAAGACAUGCGUACAGGUACUUGUAUGUCAUCUCCAAUUAUGUCUUAAUGAAUGCUGGUAGCUUUUGGACUUGGAACAGUAUUCAUGCCAGUUUCUAUUCAUUUAUAAUUGUGCACUGUAUGACGCUUACUGUCCAUCUGUCUGCAAGUUCAAGAUUUACACCACUGUGUGAAGUAUCCGGGGGCAGUUAAUAACUGGCUUCCAUUUAAUCCAGUGCUGCAGCUUUUGCAGCAAAGCGAUCCUGUGAAUUAAUAUUUUGCCUUCUGUAUCACUUCUUGUAAGAUUUGUUAAAUGUUAUCUUAAAAAUAACUUCUUAAAAUAUUACUAAAAUAUGGGGAGUCUAAGGUCUAUGCAAAUGUAGGAUUUUAGGUAAAAGUGCUGUGGAACUGCCCCUUUUCAGUUAAUAAUAAACCUGCGUUGGUCACUGAUUUUCAUAGUCGUACCACUGUUUCCUUUUAACCAACACCUAGCAAUCUGUUUCUGUACAUUUGUCAAUUUGUAAAAUUGAUGUAAUGUAGGCUGAUCACCUAGGUCAAUUUAAAUAAAAGAGCUUUCAUGCAUUUAAAAAUGUGA
Lampris incognitus (smalleye Pacific opah) is the source of this 3157-nucleotide messenger RNA. RefSeq names its product NIPA like domain containing 3 (gene nipal3). Gene Ontology annotation, cellular component: membrane. The record is from RefSeq and is a predicted model, not a curated record. Gene Ontology annotation, biological process: magnesium ion transport. Lineage: Eukaryota; Metazoa; Chordata; Actinopteri; Lampriformes; Lampridae. The coding region runs from base 104 to 1264 and encodes 386 amino acids. Gene Ontology annotation, molecular function: magnesium ion transmembrane transporter activity. The transcript is spliced from 11 exons.